This is a messenger RNA of Malaclemys terrapin pileata, 3497 nucleotides long. It is a transcript of the gene RNF208, whose product is annotated as ring finger protein 208. Bases 1845 to 2666 code for a protein of 273 amino acids. Gene Ontology annotation, molecular function: ubiquitin protein ligase activity. The record is from RefSeq and is a predicted model, not a curated record. The transcript has 2 exons. Gene Ontology annotation, biological process: protein ubiquitination. Lineage: Eukaryota; Metazoa; Chordata; Testudines; Emydidae.
AGACUCAUGAAUGACGAGGGGGAGGGAGCCGGCAUUGGGCACUAGGGCUCUGCGGCCCACUGGGCUCCGUGCUGCUGAUAGCGAGAAAUGUGAGCUGGCUGCAUCACUGCAGUACCCACUGCAGACACACAGAGAGGGGAAGAGCGCGCAGCGAGGAACCAGCUCCCAGCUCUGAGCAUCCUGGGGACAGGCUCCCUCACAGCAAGGAAACAGCUCCGGGGAGAGCCUUCUAGAGCAGCAGCCCAGAGACCCCCCCCCCAGCACUGAGCCCCCCCAGGGGACAGGCUCCGCCAGCAACAGCAAGGAUUUGGCAAGGCCCUUGCUUCCAGCCAGCCCUGCACCUGCUGUGCUGCCAAGGAUCUCGCCUUUGCAGAGAUGAUCCCAGCAGAAGCUGCCGCCUCUUGUACGGCUCUGCCAGUCCAGUAGCCUGCCGAUGCCGUGUGCACUUGCCGUCGCUGACAGUGUUGCAUCAGCAUCGUACCUGCAGAAGCAAAAAUCCCAUCCUGCCCAGAGAGCUGGCUUGCUGGUGCGAGGAGUCGAGGAGGCUGGCUGGGAACCAAAGCCCUGGGAAGAGGCGGUUGUCCUUCAUCAUUGCAGCCUGGAGGAGUCGCAUCCCUGGGAUCGAAGGGGCAGACGGGGCAGUGCCAGGGAACCGGGCCUCCUGGCGCACAUCUGCAGCAGGCCUGGCAGGGAGCUGGGCUCCCUCCUGAGCCCAGCAUCCGGAACAAGCACGGCUGGGGGACUGCGGCCUUUUGUCCUGCCCUUAGGGGGGAAUCACCCCUUUGCUGGGCGGGAUCGCCAACAGCAGACGAGGCUGCAUUGAGCAGGUCCUUGCCAGGGGGCAUCAGGAGGCUGGACCGGACCUGAGGAAGAGCCAGGCUGGAUCUGGAGAGGGUGUGGAUAGCAGAGAGCCAGGGCGCUGGGCAAGCAGCAUUGUAGCCUGCAUCUCCUCUGCCUUUCAGAUAACCUCUAGUGACAGGGCCUCCAGUCCGCCAGCAGCCCGUCCCGCAAGGCAGGAGCCUCCUUAAAGAACAGGGCUUUGAAGCCCCACAGCCCAGCCCAGCCUUUUCCUGCGAGUGGCUGCAGGGGACGCGGAGCUGAGGCUGGGGCAGCGCUGCAGGGCUGAUCCGUGGCUACACUCCUGCAUCCCCACCAACGGAGCCGGUCCGCUCCCCAGCAGGACGCUUCCUGGCUCUGGGGCUGGUGCCCACCUACUACCCUGGGGGAGCUGCUGGCUCCACGAACCUCAGUGACUGCGAGGGGGAGAGACAAAGUCAGAGCAAAGGAAUUCACGCACACAUUCUUCAGCCCUGCCGGGAUCUUACCCAGAAAGAGGAAAACAGGCUGGGUGGGGGCAGGGCACCUGUGGGAAGGUGCAGGCUGCAUUGCUGGGAGCUGUCCUGGGAUGAACUGGAGCCCUGACUCAUCUGCUCCAGGGCCAGGAGAAAGCCUGGCUGUCCCUAAGCCUCUUGCCUGAGUUUGCUAUUUCCAGCUGAUGAUGAUCUGGCUUGGAAAGCGACAGCACACAGAGGGUGGGAGAUCUCUCAGCGCCAAGGCUGCCACAGGAUUAAGCAUCUGAGAAAGGCACUGCGGGGAGGAAGCGCUUUGAUCAUCAGACUGGAACCUAGGAGCAGAAAGGCUCCGCUCGGCAGGAUGCUGCUGUGACUGCAGCCACUUCCUGUGCACGCCUCCGCCCUCUAGGAAUGCGGGGGGAGCUAGGGUGACUGGACUCCAGAGGGAACUUGGUUGCCUAGAGCUGCACCUUUCUCCCAGGAUGUGCCCCUGCUCCAGUGGCUUUCUCCAGCCCUAUCGCUUCACUGCCCGAACACGAUUGAAAGCUCUGCAUGCUGCCAGCGCGUUUUAGCCUCAUGCAGGCACCCCUUGCAGAACCCCGAGCCGUGGACAGCAAUGUGAAAACAAUCCUCAUGUCGUGUCUCAAAGGGCAACAGGUCAUCAUCAAAAUGGAGGCGAUGAAGAUCAUCCACCCGGAGAAGUUCUCGGAGCUACAGGCCUCCCAGCCACGCUACACCUCAGCGCCCCGCCGGGAGCCCCCUCUCGUGGCCAAGCGCGCCUGGCCAUCAGAGUCCGAGAUCAUUGUCAAUCAGGCGUGCGGGGACAUCCCUGCCCUGGACAGUAACCCUGGCUCUCUGGGGCUGCCCCGGACUCCGCCCCUGCCGCGGCGAGAGCGAAUAUACCAAGCGCAGCGCAAGGGCAGCUCGGAGGUCUGUUACCACCGCCAGCCGCCCUCAGACGAGGUGAUCGUUAACCAGUACGUACUGCACCCCUCCACGCCGUGCGAGCCCCUCGAGUGCCCCACCUGCGGCCACAUGUACAAUUUCACCAACAAGCGGCCCCGCAUCCUCUCCUGCCUGCACUCGGUGUGCGAGGAGUGCCUGCAGAUCCUCUAUGAGUCCUGCCCCAAAUACAAGUUCAUCUCCUGCCCCACCUGCAAGCGGGAAACCGUGCUCUUCACCGACUACGGGCUGGCCGCGCUGGCGGUGAACACCAGUAUCCUGAACAGACUGCCCGCUGAGGCCCUGGCCGCCAACCCUGUGCAGUGGAGCAGCGACGCCGACCGCAGCUGCUAUCAGACCUUCCGCCAAUACUGUGGCGCAGCCUGCACCUGCCACAUCCGAAAUCCACUGUCUUCCUGCACCAUCAUGUAACCUGUGCACCCUGCCCUGCCUAGCCCCGCACCGCCUCCCUGCCCCGGGGCCGGACAGUGUGAGAGACGACCAGGGACCUCCCAGGGGACGACAGGACCGAGUGAGGGUGGCAGGUCUGACUAGCUCCCCUGGUGCUGCAGGUGCUAUACACAUCAUCCCCUGGCCCAGCUCCCCAUGCCAGCACAGGGCAUCCCCACCUGCUCAGCGCUCAAGUUUAGGUGGGGGCUACUGGGAACACAGCCCCCUCGGUAAUACGAAGCCACUGGCUGAGCAGAGGGACAUUCCUAUCCUGCGACUCACGCUCCCCCUGUGUCUGGACAGGUGCCACUCAACCCCCUGUGCUCACUCCCUGGGCAGCUUGCUUCCCGUUGCCUUCCCCUGGCUCUGUGGUCUGGUCAGGGGGGAGCAGCUCUGCCCAGGCACGGCCCCACCACUGGCCUGGCUGACCCGUGGCACCGAUGACCCCAUGCGGCACAGCACACUCCACCUACAGAGGUGACACGGGUGGGGAGCUGGGCUGUACGUGAGACCUGAACCUGCCUCCCACAGGGAUGGGAUGGGGAGAUUGCCACACGUCAGCCAGAUCCUCUCUGCAUUAUUUGCCAAAGCUUUCAUCUCAGUGGCCAAGCUGACACGCGUCCAAGUAACUGCAGCCAAUUAAACCCGUUGCCAUUGGCCUCCCAUUAUUAACAGACGUAGCCCAUUUCCUCCACAGGCCCUCCAGGAAAGCUCCCAUUUGUCCUCGUUUUGGAGGAUCUUUGUUUGCCCAUCCCUGUCUGGGGACACCCCGUCCUUUGGGUGGUUCGUGUUAAUAAAGGCAUUGAGUUGUGA